Diutina rugosa is the source of this 1596-nucleotide messenger RNA. RefSeq names its product Mss11p (gene MSS11). NCBI's taxonomy places the organism in Eukaryota, Fungi, Ascomycota, Pichiomycetes, Serinales, Debaryomycetaceae. Gene Ontology annotation, molecular function: protein binding. The transcript has a single exon. Bases 1 to 1596 code for a protein of 531 amino acids. The record is from RefSeq and is a predicted model, not a curated record.
AUGAACGGACCCACGCCGGUAUCCCCUCAGGACCCCCAUGACUUGUUGUUGAUCCACCUAUACCAGUACCUCGUCGACCAGGGCCACCACGACACCGCCAACAGCUUGUUGCACGAGUGCAAGCGCCAGAGCCUUGCUCAAGCAAGCUCGGACUCCAGCCAGCGGGAAUUCCUCCUCCAGUGGUGGCAGUUGUUGUGGCUGGUCCAGCUGCUGGUAAACCCGCUGAUGAACCAGAUGUUCCACCGGAUGGCCACGGCCCAGCCCAAUCCCCGAGUGACUCCACAGAUGGGACCGCCACAGAAGACCCCCGUCGCCCAACACCGAAAUUACCCCCAACCGCAGCGGGCCGACCAGAGACCGAUAAUGCCUCACCAGCCGUCGACAGGACCGCCCGGCAUGGCGCCUACACCGCAAAUGACCCCUCAACAACAACAACAACAACAGCAACAACAACAACACAUUCAACCUCCACCGCAGCAGCAACAGCCACAGCAGCCACCGAUGCGUCCCCCCUCGGCGGCCUCGUCUGUCGCUGCUGUUAAUGGUACCCCUACUACUGCUGAACCUACCAAUAACCGUAAGGUUAAACAACUGCCUAUCCCUCAAAUGGGACACUACCCGAAAGGCACGCCGCAACUGGGACACAUGGCACAACCGCCCACGCCGCAAAUGCAAGCAUUCUCCCAGCCACCCAACCAGGGGCGUCCGGGUCCUCAGCAACAACCACCACAACAACCUGGUCAUCCUCAGCCGCCACCAGGUUCAGGGCCAGGGCAGCCAGGGCCAGGGCAACAGCCUCAGCCGCGAUAUAAGUGGCCUAAUCAACCGGGACAGCCGGGUGGACCGGCACCAGGACCUCAGGGCCAAGCUAACCAACCGAUGAUGACUCCAUCUAACCUGGGCCCUCCUCAGGCUGGCGGUCAAACGCCUCAUAUGGGCCAACCUAAUAUGAUGCAACGUCCUCAGCAACAGCAAGGUCCACAGGCGGCAGCAGGUCCUCCCGGCGGACCCCAGAGAGUGAUGUCUCAACCACAAAUACCUCAGGGAGGUCCCCAAGCUGGUGGUCGUCCUCAGCAGCAGCAUAAUGCCUCCAUUAAUUUGGCACAACAACCACAACAAGCGGCGGGACGUGCACCUAAUCAAGGGCCUAAUCUGGCACCUCGAGGUGGACCUCAAGCUCAUCAGCAACCGCAAGGACCUCACCCUGGGGCCAAUCAACCUCAGCAACUGAUGCCGGCCAAUGCUCGGGCUAACACCGCUCCUGGAGGCCCCGGCGGUCCCGGGAAUCCUUCAGUGCCCCCGCAACAACAGCCGCCGCUGGACGAUAAGCUGGUCAUCAGCCUGGACGGGCGCCAGCUGCAACCGCCAGGGUCUCAGCCGGGCAACCAACAGCCGCCGCCGCUGCUGCAAACUGGAGCUGGUGUGGUAUCGCUGGACGCUGACUUUAACUUGUUGAGCGACCAGUUUGGCGGCGACGCCAUCAGUUUCGACUUGAUGCCCAUGGAUGCGCUGGCGGACAUGGACAUUAACCUCAUCCCCGAAGGCAACAUGCAAAACACGAAGUUUGACACCGACUGGUUUUCCAUGGGGUUUUAA